AUGAAAGGCUCGGGGGCCUUCAACUCGGAAGAGUUCAAUAUGAGUUCUAUGCCCUGGGAGUUGAAAAAUGAGACCAAAGUACCUUACGAAGACGUCCGAGUCAAGUACAGAGUCCAUCAAGCCGAGCAGAUCAUCUUCUAUAACAGACCAACGUUACGGAAAUCACCUGGGCUAUAUCUGGUGCUUGCCAUCCAGCCAUUCUUGAUAGUCAUCAUCCUGGGACUAUCUUCCAUGCGUCACUCGGAGCCCCUGAGCAAGGGAUUCGGCCUCGUCUCGACCUUUUCGGGCAUUGACAGUCAGAGCCUGAGCAGCUUGGCGGGAUCAUCUCUUUUAGGGGAGCUUUCGCGGCCUGUCAAGCUUACAACGUCUCCCGUUCAAACUGGCGGCACAAACACGAUACAGUGUCGUGCAAGAACAUCUUCAGAAGGGCCCGACGAUUCGGGCACUACUUGGUUCUACUGA
Messenger RNA from Colletotrichum paranaense, 462 nucleotides. RefSeq lists its product as uncharacterized. Bases 1 to 462 code for a protein of 153 amino acids. NCBI's taxonomy places the organism in Eukaryota, Fungi, Ascomycota, Sordariomycetes, Glomerellales, Glomerellaceae. The transcript is spliced from 2 exons. The record is from RefSeq and is a predicted model, not a curated record.